CAUGGCGGCGCCCGAGCCGCCGCCGCCGCCCGAGGGCUGCCGGGCGCUGAACGCGCUGCUAAGCGGCAUCGCCCAGGCCGCCUUCCACGGCAACGCCGGCAUCACCGAGGAGCUGCUGCGCGCCCAGCUCUACCCCGAGGCACCGCCGGAGGAGUUCCGCGCUCUGCGGGCCAAGAUGGGCGGCCUCCUGCAGUCAAUUGCUUCAGCAGACAUGGAUUCGAAUCAGCUGGAAGCUUUCCUCACUGCCCAGACCAAAAAACAAGGUGGCAUCACGUCAGAUCAGGCUGCAGUCAUUGCAAAAUUUUGGAAGAACCACCGGCCUCAAAUCCACGAGAGCCUGAUCAGUCAGAGCCGCUGGGAUCAUGGCUUGAAAAACGUGAGCUGGCGAGUGGACCUGAAGUCACAGCUGAGGCACGCUGAUCAGAUAAACACUCCUGUCGCAAUCGUUGAGAUGGAACUGGGGAAGAACGGGCAGGAAUCGGAGUUUCUCUGCCUGGAGUUUGAUGAGGCCAAGGUGAGCCAGAUGCUGAAGAAACUCUCAGAAAUAGAGGAAAGUAUGACUUUGUUGACUCAGACUGCUUAAUCAAAUAAAGAGAUUGCAACUUACCAAAAAAAAAAAAAAAAAAAAUAAAAAAGACCCUUGGUACCUUUUCAUAAUUCCUAUUUCAGCACAUAAAAUAGGUGGUGCUGGUUAAAUCCAGAUGAUAACCCCAAGAAUGGGCUAAGUCCCUAAGGAUUCAGUGCUUCCCAAGGGCUGCAGGAGCCAGGGGACAAUCAGGGGAGCAUCUCCUGGGCAGCGGGAGGUGCUGCUUUUCCAAAAGGAGCACUCUGCAUGUACAGAGCACCUGAUCCAGCUGUUUGCUGGCCAGCCUUCACCUCUGAUGUGCUUCCCUAAAGAGCAUCCACCCUCAUCCCCUUCUGGCUCUUGGGCUGUGGUGCUUGGAGUGUUUGAGGGGCCAGUUUCUUGUCAGAGCACAGCUGAACUUGGCCGCUCUUAGUGCUGCUUUUCACGCUUUGGUUUGACCUGAGAAAGCCUCAGAUGGAGGCAGCCACGACACACAGAGGGAUGC
Molecule: messenger RNA, 1070 nt
Organism: Hirundo rustica (Barn swallow)
Lineage: Eukaryota; Metazoa; Chordata; Aves; Passeriformes; Hirundinidae
Gene: COMMD1
Product: copper metabolism domain containing 1
Exons: 3
Coding region: 2-583 (193 amino acids)
Biological process (GO): negative regulation of sodium ion transmembrane transport; copper ion homeostasis; positive regulation of protein ubiquitination
Cellular component (GO): endosome
Source: RefSeq, a predicted model, not a curated record